Messenger RNA from Cannabis sativa, 2723 nucleotides. Its product is annotated as calmodulin-binding receptor kinase CaMRLK. Bases 288 to 2396 code for a protein of 702 amino acids. The transcript is spliced from 2 exons. The record is from RefSeq and is a predicted model, not a curated record. Gene Ontology annotation, biological process: protein phosphorylation. NCBI's taxonomy places the organism in Eukaryota, Viridiplantae, Streptophyta, Magnoliopsida, Rosales, Cannabaceae. Gene Ontology annotation, molecular function: ATP binding; protein binding; protein kinase activity.
UCAACGGCAUCAACACCACCAACUACUAUAAAUAAUUAAAAUAAUUUCACUAUUGAGUACUCAGAGUCUCUCUGUUGAAUAUUAUCAGUCCAAGUCAACCCCAGCUAUCUAUUCCAAUAUAUACACUACUUGCUCCACCAUCAACCUCUCCUCGUAACUUUAUGGAAACUAUUAUUCUUCAAUAUAAAUUGACAAAGGUUCUGUCUUUCUCUCUCUAACUCACUCAUAGAUGGGUAGAGAGAGAGAGAAACAAUAUUAUUGAGACUUGAAAACAGAGAACACUCAAAAUGAAGAUCUUGUUUAUAGCUUUUAUUAUCUUUGCACUGAAUCUAGCAGAAGCGGAAUCAGCUGCUUCUUCAUCAUGUAACAGUACGGACCAAGUGCUGGUUUCGAAGGCUUUUAGAUCAGUCUCCGGCUUCAACAUAUCUCUGUUCAAACAUUAUGAUUCUAACUGUUCGCGGCCAUUUAUCAGAGAACUCAACUUAUCAUCCAUGAAUCUAAGAGGGAUCGUAACCUGGAAGUUCCUCAGAAAUAUGUCUCAGUUACAAAGUCUCGAUCUUUCGGGAAAUUCCUUGAAGGGUUCGGUUCCUGGUUGGCUCUGGUCCCUACCGAGCUUACUUCAGGUCAAUCUAUCCAAGAAUCAGUUCGGUGGGUCUUUUGGGUUCGAACCCACAUCGAGUAAUGGUUCAGCUUCGUCUAUUCAAGUUCUCAAUCUCUCUGCAAAUCGGUUUACGAAUAUGGUUAGGCUCUCUGGUUUUCGCCAUCUUAAAGUGCUUUACCUUUCACAUAACAAUCUGAGAACUCUGCCUUCUGGUUUUCGAAACCUCACAGAGUUGCAAUACCUUGAUAUCUCCAGCUGCAAUAUUUCCGGUAACUCAAAACCCUUUUCAUCUCUCCGUUCAUUGAAGUACUUGGAUGUUUCGAAUAAUAAGAUGAACGGUAUAUUCCCCUCGGAUUUUCCUCCUCUUGAAAAGCUCAAGUUUUUGAACAUUUCUCAUAAUAAUUUCUCUGGAUUGAUUAGCCACGAAAAGUACCAGAAAUUUGGCAAAGCAGCAUUCAUUGCCGCUGGAAAUUUCACCCUCAACGCUGCUAAAACCCCUAAAAGUUUCCAUCUUUCACCUUUACCGGCUCCGGCACCGGCACCAAACCGUAUAAACUCAACCUUGUUUAACAUUACCCAUCAAAAAGGAGCCCACAAACUUGUUCACAGACACAAAACAAUACACCAAAACCAAAAACCAGUCAUGAAAAAAUCCCGAAAGACAUUGAUCUUGGCCACGGCCUCUGCUUCCACAUUUGUCCUGUUUUCAAUGGUGGUUUGUCUUUUCGUCCGGAUGUACAGAAGAAAACGACAAAUAACGAGAAAGAACAAAUGGGCCAUCUCUAAACCAGUCCAACUUCCCUUCAAGAUGGAGAAAUCUGGUCCCUUUGCGUUUGAGACCGAAUCAGGUUCGUCCUGGACCGCAGAUAUCAGAGAACCAUCUUCAGCUCCGGUGGUGAUGUUUGAGAAGCCGUUGAUGAAUUUGACUUUCAAGGAUCUGAUUGCCGCCACUUCACAUUUCGGGAAAGAGUCUCAGCUAGCUGAAGGCAGAUGUGGACCCGUCUACACUGCCGUUCUUCCUGGAGACAUACACGUGGCAAUCAAGGUCUUGGAAAACGCCAGAGACGUCGAUCAAGAUGAUGCUGUUUUCAUGUUCGAAGAACUGUCCGGUUUGAAACACCCCAACCUUUUACCUCUCUCCGGUUACUGCAUUGCAGGGAAAGAGAAGCUGGUUCUAUACGAGUUCAUGGCCAACGGCGAUUUACAAAGAUGGUUGCACGAGCUUCCUACCGGGCAGCCUAACGUGGAAGAUUGGAGUAGUGACACGUGGGAGAAUCCUAAUGGAAACGGGCUCCACAUGGGUUGGCUGACGCGCCACCGCAUCGCCGUCGGUAUAGCGCGUGGGCUCGCGUAUCUCCACCACGCUGGUUCUAAGCCCGUCGUACACGGCCACUUGGUGAGUUCAAACGUACUGUUGGCCGAGAAUUUCGAGCCACGGAUAGCUGAUUUCGGGUUCAGGAGCUUCGGAGCACGAGAUGGUAAUAAUUGCAGCCCCGAAAGUGACGUAUACUGUUUCGGUGUGGUUUUGAUGGAGCUACUAACGGGUCGACCCGGAACAGCGGAGACUGUAGUUUGGGUAAGGAGGUUGGUGAGGGAAGGCGUUGGUGUGAAUGCACUUGACCCGAGACUCCGACCCGGAUCCUUAAGUGGGCGGGAAGAUGAGUGGGAGCGUGAAAUGGUGGAGAGCCUACGAGUUGGGUACUUGUGUACGGCGGAGUCACCUGGGAAAAGGCCCACGAUGCAACAAGUCUUGGGUUCGCUCAAAGACAUACAUCCCACCUUGCUUUUGGGUUGAUUGUGUUGACUCAUCUCGCCACGUCAGCUUUCAGAUGGGAAAUCCCACGUGGCACUAGGCUUGCGUGCCUGAUAUUUUUUUUAAGAAAUGGAAGAACAGAUUUUAUUUUUUCCCAAGGGCGCAAAACUGUAAAAAAAAAUGUAGAUUACUUUUUCUUUUGGAUUUAGAUCAUAUAAUUUUUUUUUACCACGGUGCAGUUUUUUUCUUUUGAUAUGGUGGGUGUUGUCACGUGCCACCUUGUCGCGUGGUAUAAGCACUAAGCAGUUGAUUGUUUGGAAAGUUUAAUUACGUUUUGUUUUUGCUAAGAUAAUUACGUUACGUUUGGCA